Cucumis sativus (cucumber) is the source of this 719-nucleotide messenger RNA. RefSeq names its product subtilisin-like protease SBT3.6. The transcript is spliced from 3 exons. The coding region runs from base 66 to 578 and encodes 170 amino acids. The record is from RefSeq and is a predicted model, not a curated record. Lineage: Eukaryota; Viridiplantae; Streptophyta; Magnoliopsida; Cucurbitales; Cucurbitaceae.
GGCAUGUAAUGUUCUAUUUGUAUUUGAAAAUUUGAAUCGGGAGUAUCUUUUAUUAGAGAAGAAGAAUGAUGAACACAAACCCUAAGAAAUUAUUGUUUGUGUUAGUGUCUUUCUUUGCCAUUUCCAUAUCAAUUGCCAUGGCUGAUUCUGAUGAAGCUUCUUCAACUCAUUCCAUAGCUUCAUCCAUACCCUCUUCACGCCCCGCAGUUCACAUUGUGUACACCGAAACGCCUCCGGAUGAGGACCCCAAGCACUUCCAUAUCCGAACCCUGGCUUCUGCUCUCGGAAGUGAAGAGGCUGCCAAGGAUGCGCUUGUUUACAGUUACAAGACGGCUGUUAGUGGAUUCUCUGCAAAGCUCACUCCCGACCAGGUUUCUCGAGUUUCCCGUGAGAAAGAGGAGGAGAAGGACAAAUCGUUGGUUGAUGAACUUUAUGGGUUACCGGGUUUGAGCUCCAACAAUGCUCUUGAGAUUUUUCUAAUGUUGUUUGACGAUGUCCAAAAGACCGAUUGCUUUCUUAGUUUCCAUAUGAACAAGAAAUAUGAGUAUUGCAUGGAUCUUCUUGGCAGGCGCAGCUGACCAUGCAUUGAGAUUCCUAUCACUUCAUACUCUUGUGUAUGACUUUUUUGUAGGACUUAUAUGAUGAAGUUAUGUAUUAUGAAUUUCAUUACGACUUGCUUGUAUAUCAUUCAUGCCUAAAUUAUUGCAAUCAAUUGUUAA